Molecule: messenger RNA, 912 nt
Organism: Parnassius apollo (apollo)
Lineage: Eukaryota; Metazoa; Arthropoda; Insecta; Lepidoptera; Papilionidae
Source: the annotation of a GenBank genome assembly
AUGCUGGUAACCUAUUUGGAAGCCAGCCGGGACCUUUGCGAGACGGACACAGUUCUUUUUGGCGCCGCAGUGGCAGCUUGCCGUAUUAUUGGCGCCAAACUUCCCAUGGCUGGACGCGCUACUAAACAAAGUAGCGCCAUCCCAGCCUGGAGAAAAAGAAUUGAGGACCGUAUCGCAAAGGCAAGGGCCCUUAUCGGCAGACUGAUAAGCUUCAGGUCGGGUAAUAAUAGACCGAGGGUUGUGCGCACCGUUAGAAUGGCGUUUGCUGGGACAAAUAUCAGUUUGUCCCAGCCGGAUAUCACGCAGAAACUAACGGAGCGCAUAGACGACCUGAAGCAAAAGAUUGCCGCUUGGGGGAAGCGGAUUCGCCGAUUUACCGAGAGGUCAAGGCGGUUCAACCAGAAUCGUCUCUUCCAGAGUGAUCAGAAGAGGCUCUACAAAUCAUUGGAGCGACCAGAGGUAUGUGGAGCGGGCCCAGGACCGGAUCAGGCUAACACUGUCGCAUUUUGGCGUGGCCUGUGGUCAGAGCCCGUAAACCACAGCGAGGGCCCUUGGACGGAAGUUGUGGCGAGUCAGUGUGCGAGUAUUACGCCCAUGGACCCCGUCAUCAUAACGCCGGAUGACGUAGCUGAGGCGGUCCGUAGAGCCCCGAACUGGAAAAGUCCGGGACUCGACGGACUGCAUCACUACUGGCUGAAGGGGUUCAUGGUGUGUCACGCUGUGCUCGCCCGUCAGUUUCAAGAGGCUCUCAACCAGAAGUCGCUCCCUAGCCUCUUCAGUACUGGGAUCACUCAUUUGGUUCCUAAAGACCAGCAACAAGUGGCUGUUAUGCCGGACACGCUGCCUGAUCACGACUACCCCGAGAUUCACGGUGCAACUACUGUGCGCAACACGGGCAGACAGCGUUUUUGA